UCUAGGACCCAUCCAGAUGGAUAUCUCCGUUCACCAUCCUUUCUUCCGCAGGCCCUUGUUGUCCGCCCUGUCGCCGAGCCGCAUCUUCAACCAGGCUUUCGGGGACCACCUUGCAGAAACGGAGCUGUUCUCCAGCGGCUCGGCGCUCAGCCCUUUCCUCUUCAGACCCUCCUUUCUAAGGAUCCCCGGCUGGCUAGAGAACAGAUUCUCAGAGCAGAUGCGACUGGAUAAGGACAAAUUCUAUGUAAAUAUCGAUGUGAAGCAUUUCUCUCCUGAGGAGCUAAAAGUCAAGGUUCUGGGAGAUGUGAUCGAAAUCCAUGGGAAACAUGAGGAACGACAGGAUGAACAAGGCUUCGUAGCCAGAGAGUUCAACAGGAAAUACAAGAUCCCAACUGAUGUGGAUCCCCUCUCCAUCACUUCCUCCCUCUCUUCUGAUGGUGUCCUCACAGUGAAUGGACCAAGGAAACCAACGGAAGUCCCAGAGCGUACCAUCCCCAUCACCCGGGAGGAAAAACCUGCCCUAGCAGCGGGGCAAAGGAAGUAAACGGCUCUUUCAGAC
This is a messenger RNA of Euleptes europaea (tarantolino), 559 nucleotides long. RefSeq names its product crystallin alpha B (gene CRYAB). The record is from RefSeq and is a predicted model, not a curated record. Bases 17 to 544 code for a protein of 175 amino acids. NCBI's taxonomy places the organism in Eukaryota, Metazoa, Chordata, Lepidosauria, Squamata, Sphaerodactylidae. Gene Ontology annotation, biological process: response to heat; protein refolding. Gene Ontology annotation, molecular function: protein folding chaperone; structural constituent of eye lens. The transcript is spliced from 3 exons.